This is a messenger RNA of Agrilus planipennis (emerald ash borer), 2658 nucleotides long. RefSeq names its product adenosine kinase (gene Adk2). Gene Ontology annotation, biological process: purine ribonucleoside salvage. The record is from RefSeq and is a predicted model, not a curated record. Lineage: Eukaryota; Metazoa; Arthropoda; Insecta; Coleoptera; Buprestidae. Bases 178 to 1200 code for a protein of 340 amino acids. Gene Ontology annotation, cellular component: nucleus; cytosol. Gene Ontology annotation, molecular function: adenosine kinase activity. The transcript has 6 exons.
UUAUCAAUCUCAUUUCUGUCUCUGUCGCGUGGCACGUCUUAUGUAAAUAGGUGCUGUUAUUUCUGUAUAAAUUGAAUUUUUGUAAAAAAAAUCACGUUGUCAUCACACGCAUAACAAACCGUUUAUCGUACUCAAUUGGAAUAGUGUAGUCCGUCAUUUAGUUUAUUAUUAUUAUAAAUGAAAAUGGUAGAAAAAGACUUGAGAGAGGGUUUACUGCUGGGCAUUGGAAACCCCUUACUCGAUAUCAGUGCGGUAGUCGACAUGGCUUUCGUUGAGAAGUAUGGAAUGAAACCCAACGAUGCUAUCCUCGCUACUGACAAACACCAAACACUUUACAAGGAACUUAUAAAUAAUUAUAAAGCUGAAUACACAGCUGGCGGAAGUGUACAAAAUGCCCUUAGGGUGGCCCAAUGGGUCCUCGAGAAGCCGGAGAUCACAACUUUCUUUGGUUGUGUAGGUAAAGAUGAUUAUUCGAAAAUUUUGGAACGUAAAGCGCGUGAAUGCGGUGUUAAUGUUCAAUACCAAUACUGUGAUAACGAACCCACAGGAACAUGUGCGGUCCUUAUAACAGGAAAAGAAAGGUCAUUAUGUGCUAAUUUGGCUGCAGCCAAUCACUUUACAAGUGAACAUGUACAUAAACCCGAAAAUAAGAAGUAUAUUGAAAUUGCAAAAUUCUACUACAUCUCGGGCUUCUUUCUAACAGUUAACCCAGCCACAGUGCAAGAGGUGGCAAAUCAUGCCCUCGCAAAUGACCGCAUGUUCGUGAUGAACUUGAGCGCUCCUUUUGUCCCACAAUUUUACAUGAAACCCUUAAUGGAUGCCAUGCCCUACGUGGACAUUUUAUUCGGAAACGAAACCGAAGCAGCAACCUUUGCCAAAGAACAAAAUUUUGGAACCGACGACUUGAAAAAGAUCGCGCUAAUGAUAUGUGAUCUUCCGAAACACAAUAAAAAUCGGUUGCGAGUUUGCAUAAUAACGCAAGGCGAAAAUCCAGUCAUAAUGGCAUCAAACGGGGCCGUCAAAGAGUUCCCGGCCAUCCAGCUACCUCCCGAGAAAGUGGUAGAUACUAACGGAGCCGGGGACGCCUUCGCAGGUGGUUUCCUUGCCCAACUUGUCCUAGGCCGAAAUUAUGACGAUUGCGUGAAGUGUGGCAUCCGGACUGCAACAGAAAUUAUCCAGAGAUCCGGUUGUACUUAUUAGAAGUAAGUUGGAACACGUAUAAUAAGGAAACUACGUCGUUACCUUUCGGCAAAUAGCAAAGGAAUAUAGUCAAACUGCCUACUUAAACCGUUCGUAAGGUGCUCCCUCUAGCGACGAACGAGCAAAACCUAAUGUUUAAAUGAUAACUACAGGAACUGCGGCGGGCAAAUAGUAAAAGCAUACAACUCGGAUCGUUUUAAACUCAAAUUAACUAAACACCAACGUUGGAUUGAAAUAAAACGAUUAUAUUACAUUUAAGACAACCUUUAUUAAUGAAUGCAUACUGGUCAAUUGGGUUACAUGUACAGAACAUCAUUGAUAACUUACACAGUUAUUCAAAAGCACUUACAUUACCUAAACUAGAUUAAGUUCUUUCCAACGGCACUGCACCGCUCAGACUCAUCCCGGAGACAAGCACGAUUAAUUAAUUCUACGUGCAACAAAACGUAACAAAAGGUCUUAGAACAGUGCCGUGGGCUGGUUUAUACUGUGAUUACGUUUAAAGAUCGUUACACCUUUUUUUUCUUGUAUUUUGCUGAUUAUUAACUAGCGACAUAUAUUUUGAAUCCUUAUUGAAAUGUAAUAUUUAUUUAUUAACGUUAUUUGGGGUAUAAUAGUAGUAGUGUAAUGUAAUAGUAGCAGAUGCAAUAGUAGUAGUAAUAAUAAUAGUAAAGUAGUAGUAAUAGACAUCCAUAGAUCAAAUUUGAUUUAAUUUUGUCUAAAUUAUUUGAUAUCACCAUGAUAUUUGGCCUGGUCCCCUGAGUAUACCCUCCCCUAUUAUUAUUAUUAUGUGUGUAUUUAUUUAUUUAUAUAACUGCGAUAUAAACGCGUUUCGUGUUUCGAGAUUCGCUUUCAUUAAACAAUUUCAGAUCAGACCAAAGGAAACACGACUUUCCGCUCCGUUUUAAUAAUACCGAAGCUAUGCAGAUUUAUUGAGAAAGAACUAAGAGGCAAUAAUUAAUUAUUCGUAUUAUAAUGAUUAUUAUUAUUAUUAUUAUUAUUAUUAGGUGCCCAUCCACUUUUCGCGUGCGGUAUUAUUAUAAAUGUUCGUAUGUGUACACUUGAUUUUAAUUGUUUAAUUAGAUGGGAAUGCAGGUGUUGUGUGUAUUUAUCGUAUGUUUAGAAUUUCCUGUUGCACAUCUACGUGUUUCUGUCCAUUAUUUCAUAUUCAAUACGGUAUUGUUAAUUUUUCUUGCAUUCAUUAGUCCGCUGUUCAUAUUGAUGACUAUUAUUAUUAUUAUUAAACAAAAUAUGGGAUACGUUUUUAAUAUCGGUAGUUGUUUGUUGAGUAUGACACUAAAUUAUUUAUUUAUUUAUUAAUUAUGAGAUCGAAAAUAGUAAAUGAUGAAUGGUUUCUUAUCGUUUAAUUUCGCAAUCAACACACAUCUACAUAAUUUUGGAUACUAAUUUUCUUUUUUUUUUUUUUUAAUUUAACUAUAGCUUCUGCAACACCUUCAA